Penicillium nucicola is the source of this 1230-nucleotide messenger RNA. RefSeq lists its product as uncharacterized. NCBI's taxonomy places the organism in Eukaryota, Fungi, Ascomycota, Eurotiomycetes, Eurotiales, Aspergillaceae. Gene Ontology annotation, biological process: regulation of DNA-templated transcription; DNA alkylation repair. Bases 1 to 1230 code for a protein of 409 amino acids. The transcript has a single exon. The record is from RefSeq and is a predicted model, not a curated record. Gene Ontology annotation, cellular component: nucleus.
AUGACAGACAACGGCACAUCAAGGCAUCAAUCUCAGAGACCGCACAAGAAAAAACGACAACCUCUGACCCAUUUUCUUUGCCUGCCUCUGGUCAACGCUUCUUCAAUCACCCAAUUGGAGUCUUCCCUCACGGCCUUCAAAGCAUCUCACCUACCUGGCCCUAGGUCAUCUCCUCCAGCAUCUUCCAAUGGCAAUGCUAGCCCGUCAAGUUUGACCGUACCCAGCGGCGCCUUUCGCCCAUUAGGAACCCUCCAUCUUACACUUGGUGUAAUGAGUUUGGGCAGCAAGAAGCGCUUGGAAGAAGCUUUAUCUUUUCUUUGCUCUCUCGACUUGAAAGCUUUAAUGAGUGAGGCCGAUCGAGUCGCUACUCGAAAGAGAAACACCCAUAAUUCAUUGGAAUCAUCGGUGUCCACCCAUGUGCCUGCUGACGCACAGCCUAUGAUUGUCUCGCUUGAAUCACUUCAUGCACUGCCGAGUGCCAAGUCAGCAACCAUGCUUCAUGCCUCUCCAGUCGAUCCCACGGGCCGGUUGUACCCAUUCUGUGUGAUGAUUCGCGACAAAUUCAUCGAAGCCGGAUUCGUCCAUAAUGAGAAUUCAAAGCCUUCCACCGAAGAAAUAGCUCAAGAUAAAUCCUCUACCGAUGAUAGGAAAGUAGCAAGCGGGAAUAAGUCUCCACAAGUAGGGGAAAAGCCUCUUGAAAGCUCAAUCACAACAGGAAAUAUGGACCCAUAUACAGCUGCAUUGUCCCGAAAACCCAAACCCCGACCACUUCUUCUACAUGCAACCCUCGUAAACACAGUUUACGUCCGUGGUAGGCAAAACACCCAAAGCAAAGGUGCAGAUGGGAGGAAACCACCAAACCGGAUCACAUUUGAUGCUCGCGAUCUGAUAUCCCAGUACAAGGAUUACUACACCGAUGAGACAAGAACUAGUGCACUACCAGUCGACUCCAAACCAAAGGACUCCUCUAGGUCAACCUCGGAUGUCGGAGGUAACAGCAAGCAACCGGGGUCUUUUACGCAACAUCCUAACUCAGCGAAUUCUCGGCAAUUGAAGCCUACCUACCCUUUCGUCUGGGCGAGAGAUAUCACCUUGGAUACAGUCUGUAUCUGUGAAAUGGGCGCGAGAAAAAUUCCUUCGAACCCCCAUGUGAAUAGCAAUCAUGAUCUGAACAAUCGGCUCGGUGAAAAAUACACGGUUGUGGGCGCGAGAAGCCUGGGUGAAAAGUAG